CGAUAUAAGAAGUAAAUGAAAUUUCUGUAGUUACUCAGGUCUUAUCUAUGGCCUAACCUCUUUAGUAAUGGCGGAUUUGACAAGAGCCUCCUUUCAUGCUGAUGCUUAUGGUGGUGUGAGCGUGGCCAAUAUAUUCGGGUUAAAAUGGUUGAUGAAUUUGAUGAUGUUCAAGAUAACGUAGGAGGUCUGCAAAUUGCGGAACUACCUGAGAUCAAGUUAUUUGGAAAAUGGGUGUGCGAAGAUGUCCAAGUCAAUGAUAUCUCAUUGCAGGAUUACAUUGCAGUCAAGGAGAAGAAUGCUAAGUAUCUCCCUCACUCAGCUGGAAGAUAUGCCGCUAAACGUUUUAGGAAAGCACAAUGUCCUAUUGUUGAAAGGUUGACGAAUUCCCUCAUGAUGCAUGGUAGAAAUAAUGGAAAGAAAUUGAUGGCAGUUAGGAUAGUGAAACACACAUUUGAGAUUAUUCAUCUCUUGACUGGUGAAAAUCCUUUGCAGGUUCUGGUUUCGGCCAUCAUCAAUUCUGGACCAAGGGAAGACUCAACCCGUAUUGGUAGAGCUGGUACAGUAAGGAGACAGGCUGUGGAUGUGUCUCCUUUAAGGAGAGUGAACCAGGCUCUGUGGUUACUCUGCACCGGUGCCAGAGAGGCUGCAUUCAGAAAUAUCAAAUCAAUUGCUGAAUGUCUGGCUGAUGAGCUCAUCAACGCUGCAAAGGGAUCGUCAAAUUCUUACGCCAUCAAGAAGAAGGAUGAAUUAGAGAGAGUAGCCAAAUCUAACCGUUAAUUUUUUUAUCUGUAUGAUAAUGUAAGGAAUAAAGUUUUCUUAUUCCAUCAA
This is a messenger RNA of Coccinella septempunctata (seven-spotted ladybird), 828 nucleotides long. RefSeq names its product 40S ribosomal protein S5-like. The record is from RefSeq and is a predicted model, not a curated record. Gene Ontology annotation, cellular component: ribosome; cytosolic small ribosomal subunit. Gene Ontology annotation, biological process: ribosomal small subunit assembly; translation. Gene Ontology annotation, molecular function: rRNA binding; mRNA binding; structural constituent of ribosome. The transcript has 5 exons. The coding region runs from base 145 to 777 and encodes 210 amino acids. NCBI's taxonomy places the organism in Eukaryota, Metazoa, Arthropoda, Insecta, Coleoptera, Coccinellidae.